AGGUCAAUCUAGUAUUGUUCGAAGAGUCAUAGAAAAAUCAUCAGGUAAUGAGUUUGCUGCCAAAUUUACAUUUGUCCGUAAAGACACAAACAAAGAAUUCUUUCGUCAUGAACUGGAUAAUCUUUUAAGAAUGAGCAGUAAAUACAUUGAAAAACUUCAUGAUGCCUAUGAAACCCAGCGGCAGCUCAUACUUGUUCUGGAACUAGUAAAAGGCGAUGAUCUUUUGGAUUUAGUCACCAGUGACAUUAACUGGUGUGAAGCAAAAGCUGCCCAAAUUGUUCAAUUACUUUUGCAGUCAUUGAAAGAUGUUCAUAGCUCCAAUGUUAUUCACUUGGACAUUGAGCCAACAAAUGUCUUAUUCACUGGCAGUGAAUACAAUUCAUUACAUCUCAUUGACUUUGGAUAUUCUCGUAAACUACCAUUGUCAAGUGAAAUCUGCUUCAACUAUGGAACACCUGAAUUUUGCUCACCAGAAGUUAUUGAAAAUCAGCCAGUGAGCAGUGCAACAGAUAUAUGGGCAGUUGGAGUCAUUACACAUUUGCUGCUUACAGGUGUGAUACCUUUUUUUGGGGACUCAGUAACAGAGAUCUUAUCUCAAAUACAAGUCUGUCAACUAAGCCUCGAUGGUAGCCUUUAUUCAGAGUUCUCACAAGAUGCUGUUGACUUUAUCUCUAAAAUAUUGGUUCUGGAUCCUAAGUCACGUCUUUCUUUGGAUGCAUGCCUGAAUCAUAACUGGUUCAAAGUUGUUAGCAAAAAAGAAUCCAAAAAGAUUGAUACUGGCAGGCUGAAGGUGUUCAGUGAGAAAUACAAAGAAAAUCAAAGAUCCAAAGGGAUAAAAACACUUGCUAACCUAGUAAGUCUGAAGCAGCUGAUGGAUAUUGAAAAACUUCCUCGGGGGUUACAUCCCACCAAAAAUACACAGACUGGAGAAAUUGUUUUACCUAACACUGAGAAGUAUGGUGAAUACUCAGAUCAAGAGUCAUGGUUUGAUUGGCAAGCUAGAAAUCAAUUAGGACCAGAUGCCGAGGCCUCAAGUAAAAGCAUUUCGGAAACGGAAGUAGUCCCGCCUCCUCUUGAGAAAGAAUUAAGAUGGAUGGAGGAAUUCAGUGACCCAGACAAAACUGAAGUACCCAUUUCAGUGCACAGUGAAUCAAAAAGAUCAUCUGUGGCAUCCAUCUCUUCAGAAGGAGUGCAAGGUCCCAUUUUUACUGAAAAGCUGCAUGAUUUAGCUUUUAGUGUUAAUGACACUGUUAUUUUACGAUGUAAAAUUGCUGGAGCUCCAUCCCCUUCGGUAGUAUGGUACAGAAAUGAAGAAUUGUUAAAUGACAGUGGCAGACUUAAGAUAAAAUUAGAAGAAGAUGGUGAGGCUAGUUUGACUAUUAAAAAUGCACAGUCAUAUGAUGCUGGUGUUUAUAAGUGUGUUGGACGCACAAAACUGGGUAGAGUCUCCAACAAGAUGAGACUGCUUAUUGGAGAUGUUCCUGGAAGGCCCGGGCAACCAGUAGUUACCCAAAUAUCAAGUUCUAAAGCUUUAAUUAUCUGGGAGGCACCAAAAUCAGUUGGUCAUUCUGAUGUGUUAUUCUAUAAAGUAGACUACAAAGAACAAAAAAAUGACAAGUGGACUGUAGGAAUUUACACAACUCAAGAGGUUGCUUUAGUUGAUUUCCUUAAACCUGAAACUUGGUACAGAUUUCGAGUUUCUGCAACUAAUCGCUUUGGUACCGGUCACUAUAGCUGGUCAUCUGCUGAGUAUCAUACUAAAUCUGAAGGCAGUGCAUUAAAAACAACUGGUGAAUUUUUCAACCUUAGCAAGCUGAACUCUGCACAGACAUUAAUACAGCCAAAGAUGCCAUCUGACAUUGAUGACAUUGCAGAAGAAACCAAAAUUGAAGUUCCUACAAUCCAAUUAAUACAGCCUGACAAUCUUUACAAUAUUGGAGAUGUUAUUUACACAGGUAAAUUUUAUGAAGAGAAAAGUAUCACUCUACCCUCUGACAACGACAAACCUUUCAGGCUCAAAACUACCCCGUUAAAAACAGGACUUAAUGAAUUUGAGAUUUUGAAAACUCUGAAACAUGAAAAGCUCGUUCGUAUGUUUGCAGCAUUCACUGCUGAAGACAAAAUUCAUCUUGUAUUAGAACAUGCAGAAGGCGAUCACAUUGCCUUACAUCUGUCACACAAGAGAAUGUAUUCAGAGCAUGUUGUGGCAUCAGUCAUUAGACAGGUAUUGAAUGGAUUAGAGUUUUUGCAGCACUCAAACAUUGUCCAUCUCAAUCUACAACCUGCUUCUGUAAUUGUUUCCAAGUUGGAGGGAUGUGAAGUUAAACUUACUGAUUUUUCUUUUGCCAAAUUUAUUCCAAGUCCAGUUGGGGAAGUAGUUCCCAGACAAGGAUAUGCUGACUUUAUUCCUCCAGAAAUUAUUGUUCAAGAUUUAGCUGGAUUUGCUGCAGAUGUUUGGGGUGUUGGUGCAAUAGCAUUUUUACUCCUAAGUGGAGUUUCAACAUUUGGUGGUGUAAAUGAUGAAACUACAUUAGUCAACAUUGCACUUAAUCGAUAUGAUGCAGGACACUUGUAUGAAAAUGUGUCCUCAGAAGCCUUGAAAUUUGUCUUUAAAGUCUUGAAACGAUUACCCAGAAAUCGCCCAACCCUUCAGGAGUGUUUAGAUCAUAAAUGGUUGCAGGUGACAAAUUUCAAAGAGCAAGAAACUAAUGUAUUCCUGACCAAUACUCUGGCAUCAUUUGUGCAAAACUAUGACAAAAAUAGGCAAGAUGAUAAAUUUCAACAGAACUUUGAUGACUUAAAACUUCCUAUUGAAAUGAAUUUUAAAAAUUUUGAUUAAGUCAUACAAGUCUUUGUUAAUCCAUGUUAUAAUACUAAUUGCUUAUAAUUUUAAAUCUACAAAGAGGAGUUUUUUUUUCUUGUAAAAAUAAUAAAAGAAAUUCUGGUAAAACUAGAUAGAAAAAUUACUGCGAAAAGUUAGUAGUUAUUUUUGUAAAGCCUACAAAUGUACAAAUAUACCCACAAAUUAGUGCUUUAGCUUUAAUAUGGAUUGUGAUAUUUAUCUAUCUUAUUAUUUUUAUUCAAUACUAUUUUUAUAACAUAGUGCCAUACAGGUGUUAUAAUAUAACAUGUAUAUUUAAUAGUAUUGAUUAAACUGUCAAAAAAUGUCCUUGUAAUGGCAGUUUGAAUCAUACUAAAUUAUUUUUAAAGAAAUAUACUGCAAAUUCAAAUUUAUUUACAAUAUAUAACACUCACUUUGAAACCCCAAUACAUUAUUUUAAUUAAAAAGACUGAAAAAGGUUUUAUGGUUUACUUUGUAUAAGACCAAUUGGAUUCAAACUUAACAAAAACUGGAAAAUUGAUUUGCUUUGUUUUAAAAACUGUUUUCCAUUAAAAAAUCAGAUUCUUUCCUACACCCAUAAUUACCAGAUAUUGACAAUAUGUAGCUGAGUGUCCAUGUUAAUGAAUUUUCUUAGAGAUUUGUGUUUAGUUUAAAUUAGCAAGUUAUAAUGUUUAACCAAACAACCUAUCAUUUAUGCAUCAUAUAUUGAACUAUUAAUCUCAGUGCAGUUGUCCUUUUUUUUAAAAUUCAUAUUAGUUAAAUUUCAAACUUCACUAAUCUUGUGAUUACUUAGAGAGUGGAUUUCCUUCCAGACCAUGUUUCCAUGAGCUCUGCAUAUGAAAGAGCAGUGUGGUCAGCUCUUCCCAUCUGUCUUUACUUUCCCUAGUGUGAGUCAGGUACUUAUAACAGUGCACUCUUAUGUCCUAUUAAAGUAUAGGAUCUGAGACAUUUGGGUAAUUUAUCAUGUGCUCAACUGCUUGGCCAUGAUGUAGGCUACCGUGGAAGCAGUUAUCCGAAACUGUAAAAUGAUUGCAAAGAGUUUGUCAAUUGUAUUAAAAGCUUAUAAUUGUGCUUAAGUUUAACAAAAUGUUCACUAAAACAUAUUUUUUUUUUAAAUUAUCCUUUUUAGAUUCAAACCAAUAAAUAUUAGUAGGUUCAACUCAA
This is a messenger RNA of Physella acuta, 4006 nucleotides long. RefSeq names its product obscurin. NCBI's taxonomy places the organism in Eukaryota, Metazoa, Mollusca, Gastropoda, Physidae. Gene Ontology annotation, biological process: protein phosphorylation; positive regulation of apoptotic process; intracellular signal transduction. Gene Ontology annotation, molecular function: ATP binding; protein binding; protein serine/threonine kinase activity. Gene Ontology annotation, cellular component: nucleus. The record is from RefSeq and is a predicted model, not a curated record.